Messenger RNA from Marchantia polymorpha subsp. ruderalis, 453 nucleotides. NCBI's taxonomy places the organism in Eukaryota, Viridiplantae, Streptophyta, Marchantiopsida, Marchantiales, Marchantiaceae. The record is from the annotation of a GenBank genome assembly.
AUGCGACAGGGCGUCGGAGAAGUCAUUUGCAUCAAUUGUCAAUCAGAAGCCAGCUGCCAGCGCCAAGGCUGCCGUCACUUUGCAGUUGACGAGACGUACCCCUUUGCAUGUGUGUCCGGAACGGUACAGUCUCUUCAGAACAGCAUCGAGCUCGUAGAGGGGAUCCGUCAGGGGGGGACGGGGGACGAUCCCAGGUCCCCCCGCCCCUGCUCAGGCACGCGUCGCCAGGCUAAGGGACGCACGGGAGCCGGAUCCCGAUGCGGUCGGACAUCUGGCCCGCCAGGCCGCGGAGUUGGGGUUGGGGUUGGGGACACCGCCGGCUUAGAGGCGGGGGCUGAUUUGGCGAUGGCGCCGAGAGGGAGGGAGGGAGUGCGGGGGAAAUGCAACGGGAGCCAGGGGUGGCAACGAGUCUCCCGGUGGGACCCACGGGGGCAAGACAAGCCCCAGCCUUGA